Echinops telfairi (small Madagascar hedgehog) is the source of this 939-nucleotide messenger RNA. RefSeq names its product olfactory receptor 7C1-like. Gene Ontology annotation, cellular component: membrane. The coding region runs from base 1 to 939 and encodes 312 amino acids. Gene Ontology annotation, molecular function: G protein-coupled receptor activity; olfactory receptor activity. The record is from RefSeq and is a predicted model, not a curated record. The transcript has a single exon. Gene Ontology annotation, biological process: G protein-coupled receptor signaling pathway. NCBI's taxonomy places the organism in Eukaryota, Metazoa, Chordata, Mammalia, Afrosoricida, Tenrecidae.
AUGGAACCAGAAAAUCAAACAAGUGCUUUAGAAUUUUUCCUCCUGGGAUUUUCCCAGGACUCAGAGAAGCAGUCCUUCAUAUUUGGAAUGUUCCUGUCCAUGUACAUGGUCACUGUUUUUGGAAACCUACUCAUUACCAUGGCCAUCAUCUCUGACUCACACCUCCAUACCCCCAUGUACUUCUUCCUCUCCAACCUGUCCUUGGCUGACAUCUGUUUCACCUCUACCACCAUCCCCAAGAUGCUGGUGAACAUCCAGACCCAGAGCAUAUCCAUCACCUAUGCAGGCUGCAUCACCCAGAUAUAUUUUUUCUUGGUAUUUGGAGGCAUGGACACAUGUAUCCUGACUGUGAUGGCCUAUGACCGGUUUGUAGCUAUAUGUCACCCCCUGCACUACCCAGUCAUCAUGAACCCCCGGCUCUGUGGUCUACUGGUCCUUGUGUCCUGGUUUAUCAGCUUGAUGUACUCUCUUGUGCAGAGUUUGCUGGUGCUUCGGCUCUCUUUCUGCUCUAAGUUGAUAAUACAUCACUUUUACUGUGAACUUGCUCAGGCCCUCACAAUAUCGUGCUCCAAUACACUUGUAAAUCACAUCCUGCUAUAUACGGUAACUUGCCUUCUGGGUUUUGUUCCCUUCUCAGGGAUCCUUUUCUCAUACACUCAAAUCAUCUCCUCCAUUUUGAGAAUCCCAUCGGCUGAUGGGAAGUAUAAAGCAUUUUCUACCUGUGGAUCUCACCUGUCUGUGGUUUCUUUAUUCUAUGGGACAGGCCUUGGGGUCUAUUUUGGUUCCAGAGUAUCACCUUCUUCCUUGAAGGGCUUGGUUGCCUCAGUGAUGUACACUGUGGUCACCCCCAUGCUGAAUCCUUUCAUCUACAGCCUGAGGAACAGGGACAUCAAGAAGGCUCUACAAAGACUUCUGGAGAGAACACCAUGUGUUCAAUAA